ACCAGGAAGGAGAGCUACGCCAUCUACGUGUACAAGGUGAUGAAGCAGGUCCACCCCGACACCGGCAUCUCCUCCAAGGCCAUGGGCAUCAUGAACUCGUUCGUGAACGACAUCUUUGAGCGCAUCGCCGGGGAGGCCUCCCGUCUGGCCCACUACAACAAGCGCUCCACCAUCACCUCCAGGGAGAUCCAGACCGCCGUCCGCCUGCUGCUGCCCGGAGAACUGGCCAAGCACGCCGUGUCCGAAGGCACCAAGGCCGUGACCAAGUACACCAGCUCCAAGUAAACCUGCUCCACAUCCCCGAGAUACAGAAACAAACCAACGGCUCUUUUAAGAGCCACACACACUUUCUCUGGAAGAGCUCAGUUCCAUCAACAUGUUUAGUAUCAAAUAUUUUAACGUUCCCUGGUGGAAAAUUGAUUGUAACUGUUCACUGUGUAUAAUAAGGAGAUGAAAUAGAAAAUGUCAAUAUGUUAUGGAAUUUGUAUAGUAAAUGAUAAAUACAUUUUUUUUUUUUUUUUUUUUUUUGCGCCUUGAGAUUAUGUUCAACUGUAGUUGUGCAUGUAGUAAAUACAAAACCAUCUAACCAGAAGUGCUUCAGCAGUAAUUAAACAUGAUGCAGUAACAUA
Molecule: messenger RNA, 629 nt
Organism: Micropterus dolomieu (smallmouth bass)
Lineage: Eukaryota; Metazoa; Chordata; Actinopteri; Centrarchiformes; Centrarchidae
Product: histone H2B 1/2
Exons: 1
Coding region: 40-285 (81 amino acids)
Cellular component (GO): nucleosome
Molecular function (GO): DNA binding; protein heterodimerization activity; structural constituent of chromatin
Source: RefSeq, a predicted model, not a curated record